Pocillopora damicornis (cauliflower coral) is the source of this 1625-nucleotide messenger RNA. RefSeq names its product SET domain-containing protein 4. Gene Ontology annotation, biological process: peptidyl-lysine trimethylation; peptidyl-lysine monomethylation. Lineage: Eukaryota; Metazoa; Cnidaria; Anthozoa; Scleractinia; Pocilloporidae. The record is from RefSeq and is a predicted model, not a curated record. Gene Ontology annotation, molecular function: protein-lysine N-methyltransferase activity; protein binding.
AAAUGGCGAACGUGUUAGACCUUACAAUCCAAUUUUAGUGCUCUAUUUUGGGUUGAUUUGUAAAUGAUAUUAAUGGGAUCGUAUGGUAGAACUGGAAGAAGGCGUAAGCGUAAAAGGGAAGGUGAUUAUCGAAGGGAAUUUGGUGCAGCUGUGUUUGAACAAGGCUAUAUUGAACUCCUAAAGUGGGCGAAACGAAAUGGCAUCUCCUUCGGUAAACUUCGUCCAGCGUACUUUCGACAGACAGGAAGAGGUUUGAUGACUUGUAGAAAGCUUUCAAAAGGUGAUUUAGUGAUAUCUGUUCCAGAGAAAAUGUUAAUUACGACAAAAACAGCGGAAAGGAGCCAGAUUGUGAAAACGUUCAUCAAACUACAACCGAAGUAUUCCCUGACAGCGAUUCAGAUUUUAUGCAUUUUUAUCUUGUAUGAAAAAUUCCAGGGAGGAAGCUCUUUCUGGUACCCUUACAUUAGAACAUUACCCACAUCUUUUAACACUCCUGCUUACUUCAAAGCAGAAGAGCUUAGUGCUUUGCCGUCUAGUUUACAGCAACAGUGUGUUACCCAGACCAAAACUGUGCGUGAAUCUUUUGAAGAGCUGAAAGGAUAUGUUGAAAAUGAUUCAACUAUGCUGGAUAAAGCAUUUUUGGAUUUCUUGACUUUUGAUGAGUUCAGAUGGGCGUGGUUUGUAGUUAACACAAGGUCUGUGUUCAAAGCCAACUGCAUGGAUUUGUUACCAGGCAGCAGGUUACAGACACAGGAUAACUAUGCCCUUGCCCCAGUUCUUGAUUUGCUGAACCAUAAUGACACAACAGAGGUCCAAGCUGGAUUCAACCAAGAAAGUAAACAUUAUGAAAUUUGCACUUUUACGCCCUACAAGAAAGGAAUGCAGGUUUUUAUUAACUAUGGGCCCCACGAUAACAGAAAACUGCUUUUAGAAUAUGGCUUUAUUUUGCCACAUAACUUGCACAAUACUGUUGCUUUCUCUGAAGAUCUAAUUUACUCAGUUGUUCUACCUGAUAUCUUUGGUAUUUCAAGAAAGAAGAGGGAAAUAAUUGCCAUUAACGAGCUACACAAGGACUUAUGUUGUUCAGAGGGAAGUGGUUUGUCAUGGAAUCUACUUGUCUUGUUGAGGGUUCUCGCAAUGAAGGAGGACCACUUCAAAAGACAUUGGCAAAGAGUCUUGACUGGUCAAUUUCUUGGGAAAGAUGUUGAAAAUAGAGUUUCACAAUGGAGACAAAACUUAAUUGAAAGGGUUUUAAUAUCUUAUGAGUUAGAUGAGAAAAAUAUUGCUAAAUUCUUGAGUUCAGAUAUCCAACGAUCUGAAAAUGCAAAGUUGGCCUUGAGCUUAAGAAACCAAGAGAAACACAUCCUUCAAAAUGCCUUGGACCUGCUGGAGAUUUCUUGAUGAAAGUCCAUGGAAAGUAGGAAAGGGCAGCCACUCAAAAUUUUAUAUUCUGAUUUUUAUUCUGAGACUGUGCUUGAUAUUGUACAGGAUAACGAUGCACAGUUUUAUAUACUUCUUUACUUUUCGACGUUUUCUAAUAUGCAUAUACUCAAAAGGCCCCUGUAGUGAGACAAACAAGGUUUUCCGUAACUGAAAGAAAUAAAGUCAAACUUAGUUCGACAUUA